GCUCAGGGAGCGCGAAGCGUGGCGAUCGGCGGUGUGCUGUGUCCCUUGGACACAGUGGAUCACCGAUCACGGAAAGAGCCGAAGAUGUCGGCUCGGUCAUGUGAUCAGCUGUGUCCAAUCACAGCCGAUCACAUGGGACAUGUUCACUGAUCAUUAGGGCACUGAUGAUCAGUGUGCCCUGAUGAUCAGUGUAGCCCUAGCAGUGCCACAGUCAGUGUCCAUCAGUGCCUUGUGUCAGUGUCCAUCAGUGCCUUGUGUCAGUGUCUCAUCAGUGCCUCGUGCCAGUGCCCAUCAGUGCCACAUCAAUGCCACAUAUCAGUGCCUACCAGUGCACAUCAAUGCCACAUAUCAGUGCCCAUCUGAGCUGCCUUUCAGUGUCACCCAUCAG
Staurois parvus is the source of this 388-nucleotide messenger RNA. Lineage: Eukaryota; Metazoa; Chordata; Amphibia; Anura; Ranidae. The record is from the annotation of a GenBank genome assembly.